UCCUGCCGCGGCGAGUCCGAGCUCUUCCCUGGGGCGAGCAUCGCUUCCGCGCCCUCCGCCCGUUCCCGGCGGGUAAAUGUAGCGGGAACGGGCCGUUCUUGGAACCUGAAACGGAGCAGCAGUGGAGGGGGAGUCUUCUGCUGCGGUACUGCCCGAGAUUGACAUUUCUGGCGGUGACGGCAACGUCCGAAACGGUAUGGAAGAGCCUCGGUGGAGAGAAGGCGAUGAAGUCCCCAGGCGGCAAGUUUUCCUCGGCAGGUUUAGCACCGCGUCUCCGCGCAGAACUAUCAUGACAUCAUGUCUUGCCACCCAGAAAACUUUCAGUGGGAGCACUGGAGCUUUGAAAAUGUUGCUACCUUACUUGCUCACCGGUUUCCUAAUAGUUUUAUUUGGGUUGUGAAGUGUUCUCGAAUGCACCUGCACAAAUUCAGUUGUUAUGACAACUUUGUGGCGAGCAACAUGUUUGGAGCACCAGAGCACAGCACUGACUUUGGAGCUUUCAAGCAUCUCCAUGCAUUGCUAGUUAAUGCAUUCAGACUCUCUCAGAAUAUUCUGCUGUCCCAGAAAAUUGUGCAUGAUGUCAGCAAGGAUGCAAAAAUAGCUGCUUGUAAAUUACAGCCGCAGUCUGUUCCUACGACGAAUGGCUGCUCAUCCACAGAAGGAGAGAGAGAUUGUGAAUGCUCUAAUAAUUCUGCUAUGAACUUCAUUAUACCGUCUGCUGUAGGUGCAGUGUCGUUUACUUUGAUUGGCUUCAGUAAAGGUUGUGUGGUUUUGAACCAGCUGCUUUAUGAGCUGAAGGAAGCUAAAAAAGACAAGAAUACAGAUGCCUUCUUAAAAAACAUAAAAGCAAUUUACUGGCUGGAUGGUGGUCACUCGGGAGGAAGCAAUACUUGGGUUACUUACCCUGAAGUGCUGAAAGAACUUGCACAGACAGGAAUUGAAGUUCAUGCUCAUGUUACACCAUACCAAGUGUUUGACACAAUGAGGUCAUGGAUUGGGAGAGAGCAUGAGAAAUUUGUACAGAUACUUGAAGAAUUUGGUGUGGAAAUAAACGAUCAACUACAUUUUGCUGAUGACGUUCCCUCCUUAGAUAACCAUUUCAGAGUUCAUGAAGUAUUUUGAGGCUGUAUGUAUCUGAAUAGUAUAUUCAUUGUAAAAGCACUUUUGACACUGUAGAUGUCAUCUAGAUUUACAACUUUGAGCAGAUGCUUUCUAAAGAGAAUAUUAAAUCAGUCCUGCAUUGCUGAUAGAUACUACAUAUAAAUUUCAGUAGCUUAAAAAGAAGGAUUGGGACCCCAUAUCUACAACAGAUGUUGUCAUUUGAUUCCUGGAAAACAGUGUUAUGAAGAACUAUCCUAUAAAUGUAUUUUUCUUAAAUGUGAAUGUUUAUUCUCAACCUGUUGGCAAAACUUUUAGUCCUGGAUGUCUAACAUCAUGGACUGCCUUUAAUGGGAGCUUAAAGUACUCAAGACUUUCAAACAUCUGGUUACUUCAAUUUAGUAGCUUGCAGGGCUAAAAACUUUGGUCUUUGUCAGUAACAGAUGUAAUGUUAGUAUUUUGGCUUAAGGAAAAUUAUGAUUGCUAGAACAAUCUUAGUUAUAUAUUUUGGUGAAAAUUGUUUUAAUUAGUUAAUUAAAUCUUCCAGUUUUGUAACAUUUCUUCUAAUUGAAACAAAGUCACAAGUAUUGAUGUUUGGACUAGUAGUGCCAAUCCACUUUUCUUCCUUAUAUAUGCCUUGCCUUUUCUGUCGCUAUAAAAUUUCAUUAAUUCAUUGUGUAGUAUCUGCUAGUGAAUAGCCAUUUCACCUGGGGGCUUGAAAAUGUUGACAUAGCUACGUUAAGUGACCAAGAAUGUUGAGGAGGCUUAUUGCUGUUUCAACAUACUUUGCUAUCGCUUUGACUAACUUCUAUAAGGACCAGCAGUAAUACCUGUACUUUCAAGUCAAGAGGUGUCUUUAUUCCUGCCUUUGGACUGGUGAGGUUUUUCUUGAUAAUUGCUGCGUUGAUGUUGAUCUAAAUCGAGCCAUAAGUAUAUAACAUAUUACAAGUUGCGUAAAAAUUUUCAGACUACAUUGGCUGUAGCUGUUUCAAAAUGUUUCUGUUUUUAGAACUGUUAUCUCCUUUAAAUGUAUUGCAGUAGUUGCUUCCAGAGCCACACAAAAAUCUCUUUUCAGAGCCUUAUUUUUCUCACAGACCCUCCCCCAAUUAAAUACAAAGCUGGACAAAUAAGAUGCAAAAGAUGUAAUCUAGUUCAGGCCCCAAACCUGAAUGUUCCUCAGAAAGAAUUACUGAAAGACGGACAAACAAGAGAAUUAGCGGAACUUUUCUACUGUUGUAAGUAAUGUUUUCUGUUUACCUACAAAUAAAUCUUAGAAUCACUCUUGAAGACAACUGCAGCUAUUAACAAUGAACCAGUAGCUUAAAAUAGUUUUGGAUUUCCUGGAAGUAUAGACAUACAAAAGCAAGUUAGCAAAACACUGUGAAGAUUACACAGACAGAUGUGGCUCACUUCUGAAAAAAGGCAUUUUAUUCAACUUUGUUCCUAUGCUUGAUGGCUUAGCAACAUCUUCCCCCUGCUUCUUGCUUUCCAUGACUCUUACACUGUGGAAUGAAAGUCCUGGGUCAUCUUUCUUCUAUUGGCAUCAUUAAAACUUACAAGGUUCAUUGGAGAUGGUAUUUUCACCACUCUUGGAGAGGUUGUGCACGUUAGUGAUCACUGAAGAAUGAGAAGUGUUGAACUCUUAAGGAAAUUUUCUUAAUACUCAAAAUACUAGGGGUAGUAGGAUUAUGCAUACAGAAUGCACCUUACAAUGUGAACGCGAACUCUAUUACUAAUAAUAAUUAGACUAACGUACCUAGUUGAUCAAAAGGGGAAAUAGCUAGGCUAACUUGAGUAUGCUAAAACUUGCCCUAUCCAGUAAUAGUGCAGAUCACAGACCACUUUCUAAACAAUUCUGUGCCAGCCAAAACAGCAGGAGUAGGUUGUUGCAAGCUUUUGGAAACAGUAAAAUAUUGACAUUGUCUUCAGAAGUUUCUGGAUGGCUGUCCUGUGAAAAUAAUAUUAACCUAUUUGAUGGAGGCUGCUUACAAUAACUUAAAUAAAAUAGGCUCAAGUGUUGAUGUAUUAAUUUGAAGAAUAAGCACUUUGUUGUAAAACUAAUCUUGUUUUGAGACUUAAUGUUGUGGCGGGAAAACUGGUUGGUUUUCGUUCUCUAAACAGUUGUAGUACUCUGUUGGAAUGUGCCUCUGUCAUUCACUACAAUGCAUGCUAAAAAUAAAUUUUGGAAACAAUGUAGACAGUUAUUUCUAAUGGGUGAAACCACUUUGAUGUGAAUGUAAAACCAUUAAACAAGGAAUGUGCAGUUAAGUUUUGUGGAUUAAGCUUUAUCGGGUGUUUGUGGGGACCUAGUUCAAAAAAAAUCAGGUUUAUUUGCUAGCUUUUCGUCAAAGGCAGGCUUUGUAUUUGUGUAGUCAGCAUCUGCAAUUCUAAAACAGCUUACUGGCAUCUUGCAUACAUGGGAAAGCUGGCAUGAAGUACCCAAGGGUGUGAACAUUUCUAUGUUAGGAUGAAAUGGGUCAUAGUUCGUGUAUGCC
This is a messenger RNA of Egretta garzetta (little egret), 3593 nucleotides long. RefSeq names its product chromosome unknown C2orf69 homolog (gene CUNH2orf69). The coding region runs from base 298 to 1122 and encodes 274 amino acids. The record is from RefSeq and is a predicted model, not a curated record. Lineage: Eukaryota; Metazoa; Chordata; Aves; Pelecaniformes; Ardeidae. The transcript has 2 exons. Gene Ontology annotation, cellular component: mitochondrion.